This is a messenger RNA of Homo sapiens (human), 1286 nucleotides long. It is a transcript of the gene MB, whose product is annotated as myoglobin. Gene Ontology annotation, biological process: oxygen transport. The record is from RefSeq and is marked reviewed. Lineage: Eukaryota; Metazoa; Chordata; Mammalia; Primates; Hominidae. The transcript has 5 exons. The coding region runs from base 289 to 753 and encodes 154 amino acids. Gene Ontology annotation, cellular component: sarcoplasm. Gene Ontology annotation, molecular function: oxygen binding; heme binding.
GAGCAUGUUGGCCUGGUCCUUUGCUAGGUACUGUAGAGCAGGUGAGAGAGUGAGGGGGAAGGACUCCAAAUUAGACCAGUUCUUAGCCAUGAAGCAGAGACUCUGAAGCCAGACUACCUGGGUCCCAAUCUUGGGCUUGGUAUUUCCUCGCUGUGUGACUCUGGAUGGAGGCUCGCUCUGUUGCCAGGCUGGAGUACAGCGAUCUCGGCUCACUGCAACCUCUGCCUCCCGGGUUCAAGUGAUUCUCCUGCCUCAGCCUCCCAAGUAGCUGGGACUACAGACUGCGCCAUGGGGCUCAGCGACGGGGAAUGGCAGUUGGUGCUGAACGUCUGGGGGAAGGUGGAGGCUGACAUCCCAGGCCAUGGGCAGGAAGUCCUCAUCAGGCUCUUUAAGGGUCACCCAGAGACUCUGGAGAAGUUUGACAAGUUCAAGCACCUGAAGUCAGAGGACGAGAUGAAGGCGUCUGAGGACUUAAAGAAGCAUGGUGCCACCGUGCUCACCGCCCUGGGUGGCAUCCUUAAGAAGAAGGGGCAUCAUGAGGCAGAGAUUAAGCCCCUGGCACAGUCGCAUGCCACCAAGCACAAGAUCCCCGUGAAGUACCUGGAGUUCAUCUCGGAAUGCAUCAUCCAGGUUCUGCAGAGCAAGCAUCCCGGGGACUUUGGUGCUGAUGCCCAGGGGGCCAUGAACAAGGCCCUGGAGCUGUUCCGGAAGGACAUGGCCUCCAACUACAAGGAGCUGGGCUUCCAGGGCUAGGCCCCUGCCGCUCCCACCCCCACCCAUCUGGGCCCCGGGUUCAAGAGAGAGCGGGGUCUGAUCUCGUGUAGCCAUAUAGAGUUUGCUUCUGAGUGUCUGCUUUGUUUAGUAGAGGUGGGCAGGAGGAGCUGAGGGGCUGGGGCUGGGGUGUUGAAGUUGGCUUUGCAUGCCCAGCGAUGCGCCUCCCUGUGGGAUGUCAUCACCCUGGGAACCGGGAGUGGCCCUUGGCUCACUGUGUUCUGCAUGGUUUGGAUCUGAAUUAAUUGUCCUUUCUUCUAAAUCCCAACCGAACUUCUUCCAACCUCCAAACUGGCUGUAACCCCAAAUCCAAGCCAUUAACUACACCUGACAGUAGCAAUUGUCUGAUUAAUCACUGGCCCCUUGAAGACAGCAGAAUGUCCCUUUGCAAUGAGGAGGAGAUCUGGGCUGGGCGGGCCAGCUGGGGAAGCAUUUGACUAUCUGGAACUUGUGUGUGCCUCCUCAGGUAUGGCAGUGACUCACCUGGUUUUAAUAAAACAACCUGCAACAUCUCA